AUGUCUCCGGAUAAAGAAAUCCGUUCCCUAAAGAAGUUCGCCGCGCAGUACUCUCAACAACUUGACCUGACUCAUCUCGCUCUCCCCAAUGCCUCCACCAUCGUCCAUCCCGACAUCCAAUGCGCCAUCUAUGAGCUGAUGUUCAACGAGGCCGCAGUGUGGCCCCUCCCUCCAGUGGGCUAUCGCACCCGCGUCCUAAAGAAGAUCAUAUCACGGAUUGAAGAGGGGAUCACCGAUCCGGAGGAGGAUGAACUAAAUUCCGACCUCAUCGAAACCUGGACAGAUCUCAUCUCCCUCCCAAAACCCUCUCAAAUCCAGCAAGCCCAACAAUUAACCUACAUCAAAUACACCGCCCCGGCCACCACCACCUCCCAAAAGCCCCAAACAGUGAUCACCUCGGAAUCGCGCGGUCUGAUCUACUCCUCUGGCACCACCGGCUUCCGCACCUGGGAAGCCUCCCUCCACCUCGGAACAUACCUCUCCACACCCACCGGCGCAGCCCAUGUAAUCGGUAGAAGGGUGAUCGAGCUUGGUGCGGGAACAGGAUUCGUGUCAAUGUAUGCGGCGAAGUACCUGCGCCCGCAAUUCGUGCUUGCGACAGAUCGCGAGGGGACGCUGAUUGAAAAUAUGAAGGGCAGCAAGGCGAGGAAUGGGUUAAGCGGAGAGUUUGAGGUCGGAGCUUGGGAAUGGGGAACGCCGUUGGGGUAUCCGACUGAAGAUGAUACCGAGAGUAUAGCGAGGGAGGAUCUGUGUUUUGAUGUUGUGCUCGGUGCGGAUUUGACCUACGACACAGAUUUACUUCCUCUGCUUUUCGCUACGCUUCAUGACCUUUUUGAUAACUACCGGGCCCAAGAAUUCAUUCUCUCGGCUACACUACGGAACCAGAAGACUUUCCAGGCGUUUCUGGACGCUUGUGACAGCAACCGUUUCAAAGCAGUGUGCCUACCAUAUGAGUCGCCCCAGACGGAGAACCAGACCGGCUUCUUUCAUGAGACCGGGAUUCCAAUUCGAACAUAUCGGGUCACGAGGUAG
This is a messenger RNA of Aspergillus bombycis, 1032 nucleotides long. Its product is annotated as protein-lysine N-methyltransferase. The record is from RefSeq and is a predicted model, not a curated record. The coding region runs from base 1 to 1032 and encodes 343 amino acids. Lineage: Eukaryota; Fungi; Ascomycota; Eurotiomycetes; Eurotiales; Aspergillaceae. The transcript has 4 exons.